AUGGCUACUUCUUUGACAUCGCAGUUAGAAAAUCUGCGAACAUCGGCGGCACGUCAUCUGACCGUCGAGAAGCGUCAUGUAUCGUUGCUUUUUGAUAGAAAGGAAGCUGGAAAGCUCACAAAUGAGACCGCACAUCGAAUUGGAGUCGCUGGACUUGAGCAAAUGAAGCGAAUCGAUCCCAUUUUCGAUACCGAGAUUGCCAACGACUUGUUUUCCGACGAGCGUGUGGAUUUUGUCAGAUCCAUGCUCGAAAAAGAGGCCAACGAGUCGCUCAACAAGCAAAUCGAGAAGCUCCUCCUAGAACUUUCUCCCUAUCUCCAACACUUUGCGUGCCAACAAGUUCUCGAAUACCUCGUCCACACCUAUCAGAUCUAUUCCUUCAACGCUGAGACCCUUCUGCUCACUUUCCUCCCAUUCCAUGAGACCAAAGUCUAUUCUCGUCUCCUCAGAAUCCUGGAUUUCGACUGGACACGCUCCAAAGAGUGGCAAUUCAUGCAGCAAUACCUCAGAUCCGAGACUCCGAUCCCUUUUAGCUCAAUUUCUAAGGCCACCCUUGCCAGCAAGCACUCGAUUAUCAGUUGUAUCACUGAUCAUAUCAAGAAGGCUGUUGAUAUUGUUGGAAGUGAUUAUUUGGAGAUCAAACAUCCCUCUCUGUUUAAUUUCCAUGCCAAAUUGCUGUUGAGCAUGUUCAAUGACCCGGAGAAGGUCGAUGAGAUGAUGUUGGCCAAGUUGAUCCCGUUCAUUGAGCAUGGAAUUAAGAGCCCCAUGAAAUCGUUCCGCUACUCUGCAAUGGUUGUGAUCUCUCAACUCGUCCUAACCGUCAAACUCAAAGAAGACGUCCUCAACUCCCUCUGCAAAUUGCUCAUCACCAAAAUGCGCUCCGACACUUCAACGGCUUCUCUUAACACCCUUAUGGUCGUUUUUCAGCAGCAAAACGUGGAAAAUCUCUCGAAGAACACUCUGAAAAAGUUGCUACGACACGAUGAGGAUAUCGAUAUGUGGAAGGCGUUGAGAGAUCUGUCCGAGAGAACAGAUACUUCUAAAUUCUAUAAUAUCCUCUGGAAAGAGUUGGUGGCGUUGUCAAGAGAUUCUGAAUCUGAUGAGCAACAACUGGCAAUUGACGUGCUUCUGGAGACCAGUGACGAUGCGAGUCUUCUCACUUCCGAGCAAGCGAAGGCGUUCUUGAAGCUGAUUCUCGAAGAGGCGAUGUCCGGAAAUCUAAUCGACAAGAAGAACAAAAUGAAGGGGAACAUUCGAGCUAUCGGAAUUCGAUUCGCAAAACAAUUCGAUGAAAUUUACGAGGAGCUUAAGGAAAAGGAUAAAAAGGCGUUGAAGAGAAUCGUCAAGGAGAUAGAACUUGAAGACGUGGUCCAGAUGGCAUCGGAAUACAUAGAGGUGGCUCCAGAAGCAGCUUCAGAAGACGUUGAAGAGGUCCCCAAGAAGGUUCAUAAGCCUCUCACAGCUACGGAAAAAGCUGCCCAGCUAGCUGCCAACUCAGAAUUCUCAAAACGCGAAGUCUUCUCUGGCGAUCCGAUCAAAGAGGCAAUCAAAUGGAUUCAUCAGAAGAAAUGGGAGAAAGUCGAGUGGGCACUCAAUGAAAUGGCACAGCGAGGAGAGAAAUAUUUCGGAAAGAAGGUUGCAGAUGACGUCGAGGAGUUUGUCGUGGAGAUUGUCAAGAUUUGUGGAAACGGAGAAGUUAAAAGCAAUGGAAAUGUGGAUGCGAGUAGUGUGAAAGCGGCACUGGCUGGGGCCAAUCUCUCGCCACAAUUCAUCACGAGCCUCCUAACGAAAUUCGACGACGCCGCUGAGACGGCUCCAAAACGUGCCAAAGGCCCAGCAGCAACGAAGAAGAACGUCGUUGAGAAGACGUUCGGAAACGAUGAAUCCUGGGACGACUUCAACGGGCGCGUUGUGUUUGUGCUGGAUUUGUUGAACGCUCGUCAAGUGAUUCCAUCGAGUGAUAAGGUGUUGGCAGCGAUUUUCGGCAUUGUUAAGCAAACCAACUCUCGAUCCGACGCCGAGAGCUCAUCCUAUCAACAACAUCUCGCUGUAAAUGCCAUUCGAAAGAUCUUGGAGCACCCAGGAAAGACCAAAAUCGGCUCGUCAGAAGUGGAUAUGGAUUGUGUGAUCGAGACAAUGAGAUCCACCCAUAACCAUCAUCUCCUUCGUGACUGCCUUCGUUUAAUUGUGGCAGCCGCUAAGCAUACCCCGAACUCUGUCGUCAAACAUGUGAUGUCUGUGUUCACUUUCAUGGGAAAUGGAAUGCUCAGAAAGGACAACGAGUUGACCCUCACUAUCGUUGAGAAAACCGUCGAAUCCCUCUUCGCAACGAUUAUCAACUCAGGAGGAGCUUUAGGACAAGUCGUGCUCACCAAACAGCAACAAACCGAGAAACUCAUCGAACUGGCUCGUCUGUUCGCAGCCAGCGCUGUUGAUAUUCCAGCUCAUCGUCGUGCUCGGAUUGCUCAGGCUAUCGCGAGAGCAGUGGGAUCUGAGAAUGCGUCUACCGUAGUCCUGGUGCUGGUCUCGAGCUUCUGCGCUCGCUGGCAACGAUCUACGGAUGCGGGAGCACAGGAGGCGUUGAAGAAGGGGUCGGACCAAGAGGCCUAUGAUGACUUGGCGAUUGAGUUGCUAAGUGCGCUGAAUCCAUUCGAGCAGGACCAUCUGAAAAAUCAAUUCUUGAGCAAAAAUUCAAAUUUUCCAAAUUUUCAGCUCUCUAGCGUGCUGGAAAUGUGUGAAUACGUGCGUCGUCUUGGAGGCGACAAAGCCCCAACAACUCCAAAAUCCACAAUCACCAAGAAGGAUUUGGAUACGAUGAUCUUUGACAGAACCGCCCAAACGCUUCCACGAAUCCGUCACUUCCGUUAUGUAGUCGUCACGCUGAUCGCCAGAAUCUUCUCGAAUCGAGUGCUGAUCGAGCGAUUGGCAGCGUACGAUGAUGAGGAGCUGUUGAAGAAUGCGUUGCCACUUGGCAAGCGACUAAUUGAGUGCUCCGUGGAGUUGGAUGAAUUCGCUAACAAGGAAGCCAAUGCUCAGGAUGGCUCGGAUCCUCAAGCUCAGAGAUAUUGGGUGGCAUUCGCUUCAAAAACAGAAAUCGUUUCUGAAAAGCUAAGACACUUGUUGCCAGGAGGAGUGGCGGCGAGAUUGAUCGCUGAUGUGCUUCAAGAAUGCGUCAAUGAGAAGAAGCUGAGCUAUAAGAUGUGUGAGAAGGUUCUGCAGCUGGCCAACAUCAAGCUAGGACACGAUGGAUACCUGUUCAGUGAUAGUGGAAUCAACGAGAAGGAGCUUAUCACUCUAGCACAGGCUCUAAACAAAUUCAUUGUUGCUGAGACAAAGAGCGAGGAGAAGAUGAGAAUGUGUCAGAAUUCAGCGUUCACCUUGAAGCUUAUCGCUAAGAAUCUUCCAUCUCAAUCGGAAUCGUUGGUUCUUGCUGACACUAUGCAACGCUGCGUCUCCAUUGUCUCACAGUAUCAGAAACUCGAUGAGAAUCUUACUGGAAAUGUGCUCCUGCUUGCUGGAGAAAUGAUUCGAUCGCAUAAUAUGAGAUCAACGAUUCAUCAUGCUUCUAGUCUUCUGAAGACGUGCCUCGCUACCGUUCAGGAGUGUAUUCAGAAAUUCUCAAAGUCGUCGCAAUUCGAUUCGAGUGCUCCUUCGCCAGGAGGAUCGGUUGCAGGAGGUGCUGGAAGAGCCAAUCGAGGACACCGAAUUCGACAGCAAUCUUUGGGAGGCAACAAGUUUGGCAGUGAUACGUUGUUGAUCUGCUCUCUGACAUGCAUCCAACGCGUCUUCGACCAGUUCGCAUCGUUCGUCGUCGAAUCCACCGGCGACGUUGUCAUCCGUUAUUGCCGUCUCAUUUCUCGAUUUGGAGAUCCAUCUGAAUUGCUCAGCCUUAAUCAACCCAGCUCAUCAAGCAACGCCUUCCAAUACGACGGUGGAUCACAAACCAGCGGCUUCGGAAGCAAAUCCGGCAUUCAUCGUCGGCUAUCGUGCAUCCGACGAUCUCUAUUGUCGAUUGAGAUGAGAGUUUUGCCAGCUCAUAUUGUCAAGGCCGUUGGAGAGUUGAAAUCGGAAAAGAAAGCCCUGUGCGCUCUGUUCAACCUGCUCUCCGGAUUCAUCGAGACCCAACACCAACAGAAGCCCGACGCUCUUCGCAAGGCUGUCGUACAACUUCGUCACACGUUCGUCGCCGACAUCAUUACGCCGUCAUUGGAAUUCAGAAGUCAGCAGAGACAAGCCGAGGUGAGAUUUGUAGCAUUUUUAGGGAAUCUGAGGGAUCUGAAGCUGUCGAUUCUGAAGCUUAUGAAACUUAUAAUUCUGGAUCUUCCGAUCCUGGAGCUUCGGAUUCUGAAGCUUCUGGAGCCUCGGAUUCUUGAGCUUCUCAAUCUCAGGCUUCCGAUCCUGGAGCUUCGAGUUCUGGAUCAUCGGGAUCUUCCGAUUCUGGAGCUACUGGAGCUUCUAGAGCUUCUGUUGCUUCCGAUUAAGGGAAUUAUGGAGCUUCUGGAACUUUCAAUUCUGAUGCUUUCGAUUCUGGAGCUUCGGAUUCUGAAGCUUCUGGAGCCUCGGAUUCUUGAGCUUCUCAAUCUCAGGCUUCCGAUCCUGGAGCUUCGAGUUCUGGAUCAUCGGGAUCUUCCGAUUCUGGAGCUACUGGAGCUUCUAGAGCUUCUGUUGCUUCCGAUUAAGGGAAUUAUGGAGCUUCUGGAACUUUCAAUUCUGAUGCUUUCGAUUCUGGAGCUCCGGAUUCUGGGGCUUCUGGAGCCUCGAAUUCUUGAGCUUCCCAAUCUUAGGAUUCCGAUAUUGGAGCUUCUGGAGCUUCCAAUUCUGGAGCUUCCGAUUCUGGAUCUUCUGAUUCUGAAGCUUCCGAUUCUGGAGCUUCUGAACUCCUGUGACUUCUGUAAGCUCCCUAUACUGGAGCUUUUGAAGCUUAGGAUUCUGAAGCUUACGAUUCUGGAGAUUUUGAAGCUUAGGAUUCUGAAGCUUCCGAUUCUGGAGCUUCCGAUUCUUGAGCUUCCGAUUCUGGAGCUCCUGGAACUUCUGGAAUUUCCACAAUUCGAAAACGUUGAAAAACUGGAGCACACCGUCUUCAACUUCGUCGUCUCCAUCGCAAGCAUCCUGUCCGAAGUGGAAUUCCGUCCCGUCGUCAAUGAGCUUGUCGCGUGGGCGGAGCCAGGCCUCGAAUCCAAGGCUGAUCUCGCCUCUCGUCUGCGUCUCGUAUCCCUUCUUCACUUUGCCAACGAUCUCUACACCUCGUUCAACUCACUGGCUCUACCAUAUUUCGGACGCAUUCUCGAGGUUGCUGUGUCCGUUCUGAAGAGGUGCAAUGCCACGUUGUUGGGAGCCGAGGAGCUGUUGUUGAGUGGAAAACGUGGAUCUAUCGAAGCGUUGGAGACCGAUUUGGCGUUGACUCUGGCGAUUGAUGUGAUUUCGAAUGCGGCAAGGCAUAGGGACUUCUUUACGAUUGACCGCUGCCAACUGGUCUCCGAUGUGAUUGUCGACGAACUGGUCAACACGAAGGUGGAAGGACACGAGAAACGAUGCUCGGACCAUUUGGUCGCAGCCAUCUACCGUAUUGGAAAUGCUGAUCCGGACAACUUCCCAGAACUGCUCAACAAGAUUAUGCUCAAGACUCGUGACUCUCGUCCAAAGAUCCGCUACCGUACACUCAUUGUUCUGGAUUUGCUCAUCAAGGAGAUUGGAGAUGGUGUGCAGCCGCAUCUUUCGAUUCUGUUGCCAUUCUUGAAUGAGUUGAUUGAAGACGAGAACAAGCAAGUGGAAGCACAGUGCCAAAAAGUCAUCAACUCGCUUCAACACAAGUUUGGAGAGACAUUCUGGAGUGGAUCUUAA
Molecule: messenger RNA, 5841 nt
Organism: Caenorhabditis briggsae
Lineage: Eukaryota; Metazoa; Nematoda; Chromadorea; Rhabditida; Rhabditidae
Gene: Cbr-toe-1
Product: Protein CBR-TOE-1
Exons: 13
Coding region: 1-5841 (1946 amino acids)
Biological process (GO): positive regulation of transcription by RNA polymerase I; maturation of SSU-rRNA from tricistronic rRNA transcript (SSU-rRNA, 5.8S rRNA, LSU-rRNA)
Cellular component (GO): 90S preribosome; t-UTP complex; small-subunit processome
Molecular function (GO): snoRNA binding
Source: RefSeq, a predicted model, not a curated record